AGCGCACCCAGCAGAAGACGCCGGACGUGGGCGAGGCGCUGUUGUUGUAGUAGUGGUAGCGUAAAUAUUAGUGUUUAUCCUUUCAGCUAUGGGAGCGGAUUAGCUCCUCUCUCAAUUUUAGGGCGAGAAUGAGUUCUACGUCACUUCAAACAGUUGCCGAGGAGUACUUCCACUCACUCAACCCGAUCGCUGAAAGAAUUUCUGCCGAUGUAUCAUCCACGAAAGAUGCGUACGAAGAGCUAUGGAACACCCUCAGUGCCGAGGAGCAGAGACAGGUUAUCGACGAGACUAUAAUCUACCCGGAGGCUGUCCUAAAAUAUGCGUUCGAAGAUUCUUUGGAGAGACCAGAAUUUUCGCCAAGACUCAACAUUCAAACUGGUGGGAAAUAUAUUAUUGACGAUGAAGGCAGUAAAGGAUCGGGACUUACUUGGAGGGACGAGCAUUCUGCUCCAUUCUCUUGGCUUACACAGAGCCAGCUGAAUUUGAGUUUGAUGGGUGAUAAGUCAGCCAUACUUAAUGCUUCUCCACCUCAGGUAAAGCCAAGGUUGGCUCCAUUUCGUAGCCCUCAUACUCAACCUAAAGCAGAGAAUGGUGUGAAAGCAAAUGGAAACAAAAUUGAAAAUAGUACGGAUUUAAGCAAAAACUGCACUGGCAAUAUAGAAUCAUUUAUUGAUCCCCCAAGGGUUGUUCUUGGAGGAUCAGCUGGUAAUACAGCCAAAUUAGCUUCUGUUAUUGGUUCCAAAUUGAAAUUUCCUGCUACAGGGAAAGGAAAUGGUGCUCAAAGCUCAAAUGGAACAAGUAACAACAGUUCUCAACCCGUGGAAGAUGCACAAAGUCCUAGUCUUUUAAGUAAGCUUAAAAGUAAAACUGGAAUCCUAAAAAUUCCAGCGUCAUUGAAAAAUGUUGCUAAUGGGAAAGGUUCAACAGAAAAUAAUUCCAGAAACAAGAAUGGCGAUUCUGACAGAGAAAACCUUGUUCAAGGGAAAAAUGUUAUUAAUGUGUUACCUGCUAAACACAAUAAGGCACCUGCCCCAAAGCCUCCAGUUGCAAAGCCUAAAACACCACCUCCACCUCCUCCAUCCAAGCGUAAAUCUUCUUGUGAAGGAGUGGCAGCUAUGGAUCCUGAACGCAUGGCACUGCUUGGGGACAGCUGGAGCUCUGAGCUUUCAGCUGCUCAGUCAUCAAAGUCGGCAACCAUGAAAUCAGCAGCCGAAUCCCUAGCGAUGGCAACUGAUUCUGCAUCGGACAUGGAAACUGCAUCAACAUCUGUCCGUAGCCCAUCUGUCACUUCCCCACCCCGUGAAACUGCUCCUGAUUUCAUGGAACCUAUUACUGAUAAUAUUCCCAAGACUGGCUUUGAGUUCUUAGAUAACUGGUAAAGUUUUCCGUUUCCCAUGUUUUGUAAAGAAGUUAUUUAUGAUGUAUUUACUCAAAUAUAAAGUUAAAUUAUAAGGUCCAAUUAUCUCAGCAGUGUUGAUUCUAGCAUUCAUGUGCAGGGUGUCUAUCUUCCAUCAUUUUAAUUGUAUUAAGUUAUUGAUCUGAUCUGGUCCUACAACUAUUUUUUUGUGAUAAUAUUCAUGUCUCAAACUACCUAGGAAUAUGAAGCAAAAGCUAUGGUUAUUACUUGAGUUUGGUGCUUCCUGGUAUGCUUACUUUUUAGAAUUGCCUUUUCAUUAUUUAUUAUUACACUCAUCUAAAUGACUCGCUCUUUCCAGUUCCGCAUAACUUAUGCAGGUAACAUUAAAUGUAAAGUAUUAUUGAAGCUUUGACUUAGACUGGUACUUUUCAAAUACUGGCAUUUUGAAAUAUACAAUUAAAGAGACAUUGAGAAGAUUGGAAAUUUAGUGUUUAUCUAUCGGAGGUCGUACGAGCUCAAUUUGUCUGUUUUUAUUUUUGAUGGUAUCAUUCAUGAAUAAUUUAUUUUGUAAAAUAUUCUAAUGUGUGUCCAUUCCUUGAUUUUGCUCUUUGUUUCAGUGGUGGGUUUUUAAUAUUUUGAGUAUGACUGAAUGUUGCAAUGACAGUUUGAACUCAUAUACUGGCCUCAUGCCAGGAUAAUGUGAUGUCUAGCUUGUUUUUGUAACUAGACUGAAACCACAGAAGCUAAUAGCUUUCAAGUCAAUUGUAUGUUUGCUUUCAAUAUAACCUAGUAGAAAAUACACUAUGCUUUUAACCAUG
Frankliniella occidentalis (western flower thrips) is the source of this 2175-nucleotide messenger RNA. RefSeq lists its product as uncharacterized. The coding region runs from base 129 to 1379 and encodes 416 amino acids. The transcript has 2 exons. The record is from RefSeq and is a predicted model, not a curated record. Lineage: Eukaryota; Metazoa; Arthropoda; Insecta; Thysanoptera; Thripidae.